AUGGUUGCGCAUGCGCUGGCUCCUGGGUGGUUGUUGGGCUUCAGCAGGUUGGGGCCGCUAACGGGUGAGUAGCAGCGUGACGGGGGGACGGGGCGAGGGGUCGCGAAGGGAGAGAGGCGUUCUGUGUCCCCCCCCCACCCCCCCAAAAAACAAGAACGCGAGGUUGCCCCCCACCUGAGUAGAGCUCUUUUCUCCCACACGUCACCCCUGGACAGUCUCUCCUUCUUCUUCUUCUUCCUGCCCCCCCUUCAAAAGACUCUCCGGUUCCCCCUUCUCCCGAGUUGGCGAGUUCAACGCUUCCCCCCUCUCUCCGCGCCCCACAGUCCAGAGAAGGAGCUGCCCCCCCCCCCGAGCGGGCACAGGGGCCUGCUGACUGCAUGACUGCGGUUCCCCAGGACAGGCCAGAAUUGCUGUGAUUGCAAGCACAAACUCCCGUUCCCUACCCUUCCCCACCCCCCGCAGUUCCUGCACGCGCUUCUCCUGCCCGCACUUAACGGCGGGAUAUUGGCACCCUCCGAGACGACGAGGAGGGCUGGGGGGUGCGUGUGAGGCAAAGGAAAACCCUUCUUUCCGGAUGUGGGGGAACCCCGGAUCUCAUAAGGCAGGCCUUCCUUGCACCUUCGUGGCUUUUUUUUGUUUUGUUUAUGCAGAGCAGUUCUGGAAAUCCUUUUCUGGGGUGCUGUUUUAAAAGGUCGGUAACCGGGCACUGAUAAUUCUGUGCUUCAUUGGAUCUCUUCUUUUCUCCCAUCAGGAACACAAGAAGCCUUGGGCAAGGAAUUUUGUACCUGGCGAAGUUGGAGGACCGCCACCCCCCACCUGGAAGAAACAGUCUGUUUCCCUGUCUCUCUGCAUCUGUGUUUUGGGGAUGCAGCCUCUCUGACAAGAUUGCAAAAAUGCAGUUGA
This is a messenger RNA of Podarcis lilfordi (Lilford's wall lizard), 903 nucleotides long. NCBI's taxonomy places the organism in Eukaryota, Metazoa, Chordata, Lepidosauria, Squamata, Lacertidae. The record is from the annotation of a GenBank genome assembly.